AUGUUUAUUGCAUUCACCCUCGCAUAUGUAUAUUAUGCGUUGGAGCUUAAACUAUGGGAGUUUUGUUGUGUCACAAGAGCUAUACUUCUUUUGUUGCCACAACCCCCUUUCAAGCCAAUAUUUUACACAUUGGUUAUUAUGGACCUCUGUAAGGCUCUUCCAGGGGCCUUUCCAGCAGUUGUAGCUGGGGCUGUCCGUGCUCUUUUUGAUCAGAUAGCUGAUUUGGAUAUGGAAUGCCGAACGCGCCUAAUCCUUUGGUUCUCGCACCAUUUAGCAAACUUUCAGUUCAUUUGGCCAUGGGAGGAAUGGGCUUUUGUAUUGGACCUUCCAAAAUGGGCCCCACAACGUUUGUUUGUUCAAGAGGUUCUGGAAAGAGAAGUGCGUUUGUCAUACUGGGACAAAAUUAAGCAGAGCAUUGAGAAUGCCCCUGCUUUAGAAGAGUUACUUCCGCCAAAAGGUGUAUCGAACUUCAAAUACAAUGCAGAAGAUGGUGGAGAUCAAACUGAAAAUACACUUUCUGUCGAACUUAAUGGCAUGGUGAAAGGAAGGCAAACUGCACGUGAAAUUAUAUCAUGGGUUGAAGAAAAAGUAAUCCCAGUUCAUGGUCUUGACAUUGCCCUCAGAGUAGUUGUUCAAACCCUUCUCCAUGUUGGAUCAAAAAGCUUUACUCAUUUGAUCACUGUGUUGGAGAGGUAUGGUCAAGUCAUUGCAAAGAUUUGUCUUGAUGAGGACAAACAAGUCAUGUUGAUGGACGAAAUAAGUUCUUACUGGAAGAACAGUGCUCAAAUGACGGCCAUAGCGAUUGAUCGAAUGAUGGGUUAUCGACUUAUAUCUAAUUUGGCCAUUGUAAGAUGGAUCUUCUCUCCAGCAAACGUUGAUCAAUUUCAUACCUCUGAUCGUCCAUGGGAGAUUCUUAGAAAUGCUGUCAGUAAGACAUACAACCGCAUUUCUGAUCUGAGGAAAGAGAUUUCAUCCCUUAAGAGGAGCGUUGUAUCUGCUGAAGAAACUGCAUCUAAAGCUAAAGCAGAGUUGGAGGCUGCGGAGUCCAAGCUUACUCUUAUGGAUGGAGAGCCUGUUCUUGGUGAAAACCCUGUGAGAAUGAAGCGUUUGAAAUCAUAUGCUGAAAAAGCAAAAGAAGUGGAGGUUUCUGUUCAGGAAUCUUUAGAGGCGAAAGAGGCCCUGCUUGCUCAAGCCAUCGCUGAAAAUGAGGCAUUGUUCCUCUCGUUGUAUAAGAGCUUCUCAAAUGUGUUGAUGGAGCGCCUACAUGAUGCAUGUAGAGAUGGAACCAUGCGGCGAUACGGUCAGGUGGACGAAAUGGCUGUUGACCUUGAAAAUUCAUCUGCAAUGGAGUUGGACCCAGAGAAUGGACGACCCACAACAAGUCAUUCCAAUGGGGGAAGGGUCACCAAUGGUUAUAAUAUAGGUGAGAAAGAGCAGUGGUGUUUAUCAACUCUGGGUUAUCUCAAGGCCUUUUCAAGGCAAUAUGCUUCUGAGAUAUGGCUGCACAUUGAGAAAUUGGAUGCAGAGGUGCUAACAGAAAAUGUGCAUCCUCUAUUUCGGAGAGCCGUUUAUUCUGGUCUAUGUCGGCCUUUGAGCGAAUUGUGAUUUUUAGUGGGUGUAUUAUAUUCCUUUUUCUAACAUCAGACAGGUCUGCCUGAAUUUUGAGGAAGGAAGAAAGGGGGGGAGGGGGGUUAUUGUAACAUGAAGAUAUCAUAUUGGUAGAAAUGGCAAUUUAGGUUGUUAGUUGCAAAGUAUUGGGAGAGUAGAACAGAAGGCAGAUACCAAUAAAGUUUGUAGCUACAUGGUGAUGCCAAAAAGGAUAACUUCCAAGGCAUGUGAGAUAUGUCUAACCUUGAAUGCUUUCAAAGCCCAUCAUGCCUUCUUGAUUAGAAAGCUUUUACUUUGAAUUCUAUUUUACGUAUUUGCAGUUUGGUUUGGUUUGGUUUGGU
This is a messenger RNA of Ilex paraguariensis (yerba mate), 1949 nucleotides long. Lineage: Eukaryota; Viridiplantae; Streptophyta; Magnoliopsida; Aquifoliales; Aquifoliaceae. The record is from the annotation of a GenBank genome assembly.